AGCGGUUCAAUGGUCAUCCGACCUGUAAAUGUCUAGAGGUAAGAUCUCGCUGCUCAUCUCGAAGUCAUGGAGUUGACCGUAAGUUUAUUAAGUAAAUCAUAGUUUCACUUUAAAGUGCGAAUUGUGUGGACUCCAGAGUUUGUGGCAGAGUGAUUCAUUUUCCGUUAUGUGACCGCCAUGAUCUGGAAUAAAGAAAUACCUAGCCGUGAUCCUUGUUCAAAAUUUUAACUCUUCGGAGUUAGAAUGAAUACUGUGAAACUGAAACCUUAUAAUUCACUGAACGUUGCUCCCUUAAAGUGUGACUCUCUUGAAAAAUAUAACAAAAAUAUUCAGUGUACAGCUGGUUGGAUAACAACUAACCUACGUGUUUGCGAGAUGAUUUGUCGUUGCCCCACAGUAUAUUCUGCUCUAAAGUGAAAUUUAACGUCAGUGUUUGAGGUAGGCUGUUCAUGCAGAUACUGUGAAGAAGCAGCGUAGGGAAAACAUGUAAAGACGCCACGUUCGGUGACCGGGUUUUGGUUCCCGCCCAUCAUAUUUUUGGCAAUAUGACAGUGGCUGCGCUCCUUUCGCAGAUAUAAUACUGUGCUGUGAAAGAACUGACAGCAAGAUGGGGAAGUUAUUGUCAAAAAUUUUUGGCAAUAAGGAGAUGAGGAUAUUGAUGUUAGGAUUAGAUGCUGCUGGAAAAACAACUAUUCUGUACAAACUUAAAUUGGGUCAGUCAGUCACAACAAUUCCUACUGUUGGAUUUAACGUGGAAACAGUGACAUACAAAAAUGUUAAGUUCAAUGUUUGGGAUGUUGGAGGACAAGACAAAAUACGUCCAUUAUGGAGACACUACUACACGGGCACGCAAGGUCUUAUAUUCGUUGUUGAUUGUGCUGAUAGAGACAGAAUUGAUGAAGCAAGACAAGAGCUUCAUAGGAUAAUAAAUGACAGGGAAAUGAGAGAUGCAAUCAUACUAAUAUUUGCAAAUAAGCAGGACCUUCCAGAUGCUAUGAAACCUCAUGAAAUCCAGGAAAAACUGGGACUCACUCGAAUAAGAGAUCGUAAUUGGUAUGUCCAACCCUCAUGUGCGACUACAGGGGAUGGCCUGUAUGAAGGACUUACGUGGCUGACCUCAAAUCAUAAGUUAUGAACCUGCCUGUCUCUUUUCUUAGAAGAUUUAUUAUAUUCAGUUUGAGUCCACCACAAUAAAUAAUUGAAUGUGACGGUAUGGUUGACAGAGCUUUAGCUUCAAGCUGUGUAUCAACGUGUGUGCUUGUGGAAGUCCAUAAAAGAAGUCUCAGAUAUGUGAAACAUGCUGCGUAUUGAAACAAAACUGUUAGUUCCUUCAAUGUAGGGACCUAAAUUAUAUAUAUACAAUUUUAUUCUGUGGUGAAAGAUAGUGCUGGUCGUUCCAGUGUCAUGCAUAAUGGUUCAACCUAAAUGUCUAAGAAACUGGAAUUCUAACUGUAAAAGAACAAAUAUUAUUAUAUUGUUAGAGUAAACAGAUUGCAGAUAUAGUUGUAUGUACUUGGGUUAGUUGGAUGGAUUCUCUCUUGUGAUAAUGUUGGGAGAAAGUGGUUUUGUUUUCAUACGUGUAACCAAAUUUCCAAGUGGCCUUAGAAAGUUGAAACUCUCAUUUUUCCACUAUCAUUAGUGGGUUAAAAUAAAAGUACUUACCUGAAAGUACUUUUGUUUUAUAAUGACUGUUACUGUAUCUCUAAAUUUUGUGCUAUUUUAUUUAGGAAGGUAAAACCUUUCAAAUUCUAACUUCCGUAAAUUGUCAUGCGUGUAAAUUCAGAAUCUUAAUACAGUAGUUAAGCAGUAUUCCUCCUAUCUAUCCCAGUUUCUGAAUUUUCCCAGUUGUGGAUCUCUAUUCUCUCUUGUCAUUGAAAUGUAAUCUGUUGUUACAGUGUAACAAAAAAUUUAAUAUUAUUUCAUUUAUUAUGUUACAAAACUGUGAAGCACAAUUAAAAGUUAUGAACUCUUACUAUCUCAUCGACUGUUGCUAUCAAGAGGUUAGCUAUUAAAAAAAAAAUGAUAAUUUGAAUGAAGACAUUUUGGAUUCCUCCAAGUGAAUUUUUUUCUUUUCCCAUUGCAGAGAAUUUUUAGAAAUAUUUAUUAGACUUAUGAUCAUAAAUCAGUGUUUGGGAUUUGUGUGUUAAAAGUGUGUUUGCUCUCGUGCACCACACGUCUUUGCAUUGUUAUUUUGAGAUAAACAUAUAUGAAUGCACAGACUGGCCCCUCCUGUGUUGGUUACAUUGUGCAUUAACUCAAGUAUGUUUCUCACCACUCAGCAAUUGUGUGUGUGUUUAAAUUUUCAGUUCUUACCAGCAAUUAAAUUAGUAUUUUAGCUUGCGUCUCCAGUAAAAUGUCUAAAAUAACCUUUUUCAGGAGAACAUUCCCUAGGUCGUUUCUGAAUGUAUGCUGGAGACUAUCUGUAUUAAAACUUAUUUUAAUAAUGUUUCCUACAUUGUUGAAGGUAGCAAGUGGUCUCAUAUAAUGUUAUGUCUUAAGCAAUGUUCUUCUUCUAAACUUUCUUUAAAAAUAUGCAGUCCGAAAAGUGCCAUCUCACCAAGAUUCUAUUUGUGUAGAAAUAACAUCCUGACAUUGAAAAUGUGUAUUGAAAUUCAUUCAUGUUGAAACCAUAUCCAGUGCUGCUCUGUUUAUAUUUCUGUUCUGAGCAAGAGAGAUUUGCUACCAUAAUUUGUUACAAUACUCUGCUAAGAGUUAUCAGUCUGAAGGUUGAAUGAUACCUAACGUUAGAAAUAUAAGAUGUUGCCAUUAAGAGUAAUCAGAUUUUCACAAAGUCCGUAGAACACAAAUUGAUAUAUUUCUGAGGUACUGAGCAUAUGUUUCAGCUUAUAAAGCCAAAAAAUUCGCCUAAGAGUAACUGUUGUUAUAUGCAAAGGUUUGCUGUAGAAAAUCAGUCUGUCCUUUUUGGUCCAGGAUGGACAUAAACAACACAUGGAAGAGAGAGGAAGCUGUUGCAUCCGCAUAGUGCCAAUUUGGCAUGAAGUACUUGUUAGUAUCAAUUUAUUGGGAGCUCUAGAAAACUUUUACUUUGAAAGCAUACAAAUUAUUUCUGCAGUUUGUUAUUUUAUGCUCAUUUUGCAUAACUCAGUAACGUGUAAACAAGCAACCAUUCCUGAUCUUUGUAUUUAACGUGGCUUCCCUGGUACAGCAAGUUAAUUCAUCAGUUAACACAUCAGAUGUAGUGUACACUGUCAAGUUUUCAUUCAGUAAUUGCCACACUAUACCUAGUGAUGCUUAGAUUCUUACCUUUGCUGUACAAAAUACAUGUUAGGUGAGCUCUUCCCCUUUUCAGAGGAUGAGGCUCAUUACCUUCUUAUAAGAGAUAAGUAUAAUUCUUUCUCAGCUAUGGCUCAUCUGUAUAAACUUUUUUCACUUACCAUAAUUGUCCCGAAAUGCAAGAGAACAUAGUACAGAGCUUCCUUUCAGUAGGACAUCUGAUGUUUUGCUUAACCUGGAAGCCAAAUACAUAUCUCGCAAAGAACAACAAAUGUUUUACUUAUGAUGCAUUCAACAUGAUCACCCCUGGCACACAAAUCAUACAUUCCUUAUUGCUGUGUAAGUUUUUGAAUCAUGAGACAAGCAAAUAAAGAUAUAAUUAUGUAAUAGAAUGUCGAGUGAAUUUCCGAGGCUAUUUCAAGUUUUUCUCCGUGGAGAAAUGAAAUGGGGCAAAGACAUUUUAUGUAAGUUUUAUGGCACUCUGUGAAAUAAGUUCUUUGUAUUCUUUGUUAUACGAGAUAAAGGUACCUUAUGUAUUUGUAAGAGUAAAUGAUUUACGCUGUUUAGCAUGUACAGUUUAUGAAUUGAUGAUGAGGUAUUUCAUGGACCAUUACACUUGAAACAUUUCCAUAUAUUUUCCCUUUUAUUAAAGUUAGUCACAAUUAUGUAGUGUAUUAUCGAUACUGCCUCAUUUGAUGUUUUUAGUUACAGUUUCACGACUUAAACUACUGUUAUGGCUAUCAGUGCAUGUUCCAAAUCUGAAGGCUUUUUCUUUUCCUUAAUGUGCCUUGAAGACACUGCCAAAAAUAUCUUAGAAGACUGUAGAUCAUUUUGUUCAUUGCAUUGAAAUGAACAUGGAAACUUCUUAUAGCAUGUUAUUGCUGACAUCGAGAAAUCUUUGUGUAUUGAAAAGAUUGCUUACUAGACAUGCUUUGUAGUUAAGAGAGUAUCAUGGUGAAUUUGUAUUUUACAGUAGUACUUUGGAAGUGCUGUUACAUAUGCCCAGUUUAUAGAAAGAGAAAGUUGCAAAAUUACUGGGAGGUUGCUGUAUAACAAGUUAAGAAUGUUGCAGCCAAUGUAAAUGAUAAAUGAUGAAAUUUUCAAACUCACAGGCUGAGGACCAAUGUUGCUGUAUCCCAGAUCGGCCAUUUUGCAGAGAACUGUAGUAGGCAUAUUUCGAUGGCCAGAGUAACACUUUUGGAGUAGGCUACUAUACUUAAAGAUAAGUUAUGGGGUAUGGGCUUCCAGACUAGGUGUCAAUAGCCUACUCAGAACAUUUCAUGUAGCUAUUGUCCAGUGUCCAUGGUAGCUGUAGGAGGUCAGUGCCCUAUUUCAAUAGUGACACUACAUCACGUAUUGGACAUGUGUGAGUUAAUAUCGGCCACACUUAGUGAUUCCCCCUCCCCUCGUAUUGCAUAUCCUUCAAGCGUGGGAAGGAAGUCGUAAUGAUGAAUCUCUACUUAAUCGUCAGACUUCUUAUAUUUCAUUGUAAAACUGAUUUCAGUUCAUGAGAUGUAUUUUCCAGUGUCAGUCUUUCAUUGUGCUUCACAUAAGCAAAUUCCAUGUUCAGUGACGGAGAAAUAGAAAGUCAAAGAUAAAGAAAAAGGGCAACUUUCUAGUGGUAAACUGAAAUGCUUACAGAGAGAUUUGCUGGGUUUUGUUCAAAAGGCUACUUGUUAUGGCUUCUUGUAGUGUUCUAAGCUGGGUGUUACACAGUAAUUUUCAUUCUGGUGCUCAUUUAAUUUUUUUUUUUUUUUUUUUUGUUACAUUUCACAAAUGCUAACUAUUAACUAAUUUCACUGUUCUUAAUUUCAAAAUGGGUCAUGAAGCAAUAACUUAUAUAGGCAAGGCAGUCUACUUGAAUUUUGGCAAUAUUAGGUUCAAACAAGUAUAAUUUAGUAGAACAACUGUAUUGUUGCUUUUUAUUCAUCUCUUCUUUUGUAUAGCACAUAAGUUUUACUAUGCUGGUAUUUUUAAACUACCAUCUCUAGUAUCACAUUACAUUCUCUCAUUGUGUUUCAAUGAGUUGACGUGAGUAUGUAUGUAUCUUUUGUGUACAUCUUCCUGUUAAUUGAGAUGUGUGUCUGAAUGGCUACAUCACAUUAUAGUCUCAUUCAGGAGACUGUAGCAACAAAGCUGCCUAGCUGUUCCAAGCCAAACUUCUAGCAAUAAAUUCAUGUUUUAACUGACAUAAGGAACAGAAAGAAAACUGAAAAUAAUAGUGAAUGAAAAUGUGCUAUUGCCAUAGUGGAUAAGUUAUCUAAGUUUAGUAUUGAGAUUUGUGGGCUAUAGAGCAGAUAUCACAGUGCUGUGUGGGUGAAUCUGCACUGUUAAUGCACAAUAAUUGUAUUAAAUGUGCCCACAGGAGGGUUCAAAAUCCAAUAAAUUUUAAUUUUGUUGCUACUUCAUUUUAGCACACUGGAGGUACAGAAAAGUUGCACUGUAUGUUUACUCAUCUAUGAGUCUGAUAGUUUGAUGCUACUUUCUCCAGAUUGCUUAACUUAACUUGGCAACAUACUAAUAGCAGAAUGUUCCAAACUGUAUUUAGUUCGGAUAUAUCGACAGUAUUUAGAAUUGUUGUAAAACACAAUUGUUUAUGUUGUUCCAUUGUCUAGUUAAUCAGAAUUUUAACUGAUUUGCUGUUCUUUUUUAAAUUGUAAUUGUCCCAUUUCCCUCCUCAUCCCUGCUCCAACUCCCUUACCUUACAUACACCUUUUUCUAGUGUCCUUAAAUUUGUAUACCAAUUUACAAAAUGUUUCACAUUUGCUAUCUUGCAAUGAGUAGGGAUUUUUACUGAAUUUUUGUGCUAUUAUACAUUAGUUCGAUAAGCUGAUAUACAGUUGCCUUCAUAAAAUAUGCUGUAUCAUUUCAUAGUAUAUUCAUCUUUUAUGUUAACUCACAAAGAUAAUUCAUUUAUUAUUAUGUCAAUUCAUAUUGCUGUGUAAGUCAAGCAACAAAACAAUGUAAAGCAAAUACAACUAAUUUAUUUGUAUAUUUCAUUCCUAAUAUUAGUGUUGUAUACAUGCUUAAUUUUGAUAUUUUAUGCAUCAAACCUGCCAUUACAGAUGAGCACAAAUAUAAACAAGUAAAGUUCAUUUUCAUGUUUUAAAAAUUUUAUAUCGAUUAUGCAAGACACACUCAAAUGAAAUUUGGUUGCUCAGUUGUAAAAACUUAAUUUCUUGGCAAAUUGUUAUUUUUAUUGUUGUGUUAAGACACGAAUUGUUCUGUGAUUGUUAAUUUAAAGGAAAAAUAAGAGAUUUAUGUGAAGAGUGAGUAAUCUGUUAAAAUGUAAAAUGUAAGACCACUGUAUGAUUUAUAGCAUCAUAACAGUUUCUAUGUUGUAUUUAUUGUCAUGUUCUUUCUCAUUUUUUCUUACAGUAUAUUGUCAGUCAUCCCUAGUUUCGUAGAAAACACUGUGCAUUGAAGGGAAAGAGCUUCAUAUUUAAAGUGUAUUGUAGUUGGUAGCAGUUAAUUCAUUAAAGGCACAUUCCUCCAACAGCUAAUCUACUGGCUUCAGUGAAGCUACAGUUAGUAGUGUAAGGUAAUUUAUCAUCUUCUGUAAGUCCAUUUUGUUCUCCAGUAUGCAUGUGAACAGUACUUGUUGAGAUCUUGAUAUGAGGUGUAUGAUGGUAAAGUGUAUAAAAGAAGAUAUUAACUGCUGUAUGUGAAUAUUGUACAAAAAGAAAUUACAUAAAAUGUUAACUUUUUUGA
Molecule: messenger RNA, 6945 nt
Organism: Schistocerca gregaria
Lineage: Eukaryota; Metazoa; Arthropoda; Insecta; Orthoptera; Acrididae
Gene: Arf51F
Product: ADP-ribosylation factor 6
Exons: 5
Coding region: 608-1135 (175 amino acids)
Biological process (GO): intracellular protein transport; vesicle-mediated transport
Cellular component (GO): cytoplasm
Molecular function (GO): GTPase activity; GTP binding
Source: RefSeq, a predicted model, not a curated record